AAAAAAAAAAAAAAGAUACAUGGACAUUCUGGCUAAACCUGGCUACUAAAGAUACUUUUAAGGAGAUAACAGGAAAUUCAUUUUAUGUGUGGGAAUGGAGUAUGUUGGAUCUAUUGUAGAUCUGUUCAUGCAAUGGGGUGGUCCAGAACCUGAUUUGUGAUUCUUGGACCUCUCAAUUGAUUGAAGAAAAUAAAGAAGUGGUAGUGAAAAGAAAGUUUGGGAGGGAGACAGGUGAAGAAGGAUUUCUCUAGUGAGAGCUGUCAGUGAGCUGGAGAGAAGGUUGGUAGUGUCAUCCACUAACCGCAAGACCAAUGAGCGGUUUUCCAAAGGACACUUUAGAAAGCUGGCUGUAUUUCCUGUAGUUGGAUUGAUGAUGGCCUGGGACAAGGGACUAGGCUGUUUUGAUGGCAGACCCAGGGUGUGGGCAGUGAGUGAGGUGGCUGCAUUAGGAACAUCUGCAUCCCAGAGUUUGCCAGAACCAAGACUGGAACACACUUCCCAAGAUCCAGAUGUGGGACAACAGGAAGAACUACCAUGUAUGGAACCACUUAGAUUCUGCCCAAGAGGACCACCUGCAUGAAUGAGGAGACCUUGUUUAAGAGACCCUGGAGAUGGCCCCCCCGGCCCCCCUGGAAAGUGAGGCUCCCAGACUAAUCGUGGAAACCAGGGGAGAGGUCUUCACUAUGGGAAUCUUCAGAGAUGUACAAAAGUUCCCCAUGAUAAUCAGAUCUAAACAUUUUCCAGAUCCAAAGAGCCUGAAGUUGGCUUCCUGCACCCACCAUGGCAUUUGCUCAAAUGGAAGCCAUCUUCUCACCUUCCCCUUCCUGCCCUGAUGUCCAAACCCCAGUGCUCCAGGGAGGAGUUUGGGAGGAAGCCAACUCUCCCUUUCCCAGGGCAGACUUCCAGCUGAAGAGAUCCAUGCCAGGGAGAGGAAAAGAUUUUGAUGCUGACUAACCCAGAUUGGUCUUUUCGGUGACUAUAUUGAACUGGACCUUCAAUUUCUGAAUUUCUGACUAAGAUUUAAGUUGAUCCUAUGACUGAGAGUUGCCUAGGAGGGAGCAGAAAGUCAUAUGGUCUGUUAGAUUUUCAUCUAGAAAGGGGAAUAAUUCUCACCUUGAGCAUACUUAAAAAGAAUGAUGUGAAGGAAAAAAAGUUGCAUCUGAUUACCUUCAGAGUCGUACUUACCCAAAAGUCUUUAGGAAAAAAGACCCUGACAAAGAUUUGGUGAGGCACACAGCUCCAGGGGUCUCAGAAGUCUCCCUCCCAGCCUGGCUGUGGAAACACCCAGCGUGCUACAUAUGCCCGGCCACGUGAGUCCUGUGGUAGAGCCACCCAUCUCUAAUCUGCACCAUAAAUGAAGUAACCCAGCGCAACAUGUGACCUCUCCUGGUGGCACUUGAGCAAUAAGAAGUGGCAAGACAUCCACAGCAGGUCUAUAUUUGGCCUUUCUCUCAUGACAAGUCUGUUGCUAUUUGCAGCGGAGCCAGCUCAUGUUACCAUGCAGCUUUGGUGCCCCACUUGCAGAAUCCUGGUGUAAAACACGCAGGGGUAGCCCGUGGGGCAAGCAGAGGUCACCAGGAAGCAAAGCCGCUGAACAUGGAUUCUGUUUUCUAGCAGAAGUCCUCCGAGUUAAACGAAGCAUUUAUGGACCCUUAAAUUAGCAGGGUCCAGGAAAUUCACUAUUAAUUGUCCAGAAAGGAUCUUUCUUAUACAAAGGUGCUCCAAGCCUCCAGAAUUACAAUGGAGGAGGAAGGUGGAGAGGAAGCUGGGAUGGACAGGUCAGCUGUUGCCAAGGACUUCCACUUUUAUCACAUGGAUCUGUAUGACUCUGAAGACAGACUGCAGAUCUUCCCCGAAGAAAACAUGAGGAUGAGGAGAGAUGUAGCCCCAGCUGACAUGACCAGCAAGCCAAGCGGGGCAGGGGAAGGUAAGACUCAAAGAGACCUUCAAGAGGAAGUAGAUGAACUUGUCCACUUAUAUGGACUUGAAGAUGAUCACGAGUUAGGGGAUGAGUUUGUUGAUGAAAAUAUGCCUGGAAUGGGGGUUUCGGAAUAUUCUCCUUAUGCAAUGAAGGGGAGAGACCCAACCAGGGAGCAGAGAGACUGGAGACUUACUGGAGAGGCAGCUGAGGCCAACGACCUGGGCUUUGGAGGGUGGGGGUAUUGCCAGGACUUGCGGGAAGCAUAUAGAUACACACACGGCCGUACCAGCGAGGAGUAUGAGUGCUACGUCAUCCCAGAAGAGGAGGAUGAAGAAGAAACUGCCGAUGUCUUUUGUGUCACAUGUAAAACUCCCAUAAGAGCUUCUGAUACGGUUUCUGAUGAACACAAGGAGCAUGAAGUGACCCCGCUCAAUAAGGCACUGGAAAGCGCCAAGGAUGAAAUUCACAAAAACAUGUACAAACUGGAAAAGCAGAUUAUCGAGAUGGAAAACUUUGCAAGUCACUUGGAGGAGGUUUUCAUCACUGUGGAGGAGAAUUUUGGAAGACAAGAACAAAACUUUGAGUUGCAUUACAACGAGAUCUUAGAAACACUUGCUCAAAAAUAUGAAGAAAAAAUACAAGCUCUAGGGGAGAAAAAGAAAGAGAAGCUGGAAGCCUUAUAUGGACAACUGGUCAGCUGUGGAGAAAACCUAGAUACUUGUAAAGAACUGAUGGAAACAAUAGAGGAGAUGUGUCAUGAGGAGAAGAUUGAUUUCAUAAAGGAUGCAGUGGCUAUGGCUGACAGACUCGGGAAAUUCUUGAAAACAAAAACAGAUGUGGAAAUCUCUACGCAUCCUGAUUUUGAAGACCAGACCUUGGACUUCUCUGAUGUGGAACAGCUGAUGGGCUCCAUCAACACCAUUCCAGCUCCUUCUGCUCCAGUGAUAAACCCACAGGCGCCCAACUCAGCCACGGGUUCUUCAGUCCGAGUGUGCUGGAGCUUAUACUCUGAUGACACAGUGGAGAGUUACCAGUUGUCCUACCGGCCAGUGAGGGACAGCUCUCCUGGGAAGGACCAGGCAGAGUUUACAGUGACCGUCAAAGAAACAUAUUGCUCAGUGACAAACCUCGUGCCCAAUACCCAGUAUGAAUUUUGGGUCACAGCUCAGAAUAGGACUGGUCCCAGCCCCUCCAGUGAGCGUGCAGUGUACAUGACAGCCCCUUCCCCUCCCAUUAUAAAGAGGAAGGAGAUAAGGAGCUGUGAAGAGGCCGCGCUGAUUUGCUGGGAGUCUGGAAACCUGAAUCCGGUGGACUCGUACACAGUGGAGCUAAUCCAGGCAGAUACGCCAGAAGCCUCAGGUGUGACAGAGUCUGUUGUGGGCAUCCCAACCUGUGAGGCCCUGGUCCAGCUGCAGCCCAGGCAGAGCUACACGAUCUACGUGCGAGCCCUCAGCGUGGGAGGCCCCAGUGCCAGGAGCGAGCCUGCUACCGUCCACACCACAGGAAGCUACUUUCACCUAAACAAGGACACCUGCCAUCCGUGGCUGACCAUUUCUGAAGACGGGUUUACAGUCGUAAGAAGAGAAGGGAAAGCCCGAGUGAAGGAGCUGCCACCCGACAGCACCCGAUUUACCAGGUGUGCUGCUGUCAUGGGAAGUCUGAUUCCAGUGCGAGGGCGCCAUUACUGGGAGGUGGAAGUGGACGAGCGUGUGGACUACACGGUUGGCGUGGCCUUUGAAGAUGUCCCCAAACACGAGGACCUGGGAGCGACCCACCUCUCCUGGUGCAUGAGGCACACAUUUGCCUCAUCGAGGCAUAAGUACGAAUUUCUGCACAACAGGACAUCUCCAGAUAUACGAAUAACAGUUUCCCCAAAGAAGAUUGGCGUUCUGUUAGACUAUGAAAAUUCAAAGUUGUCAUUUUUCAAUGUGGACAUCUCUCAGCAUCUACACACAUUCAGUUGUCAGCUGCACCAAUUUGUGCACCCCUGUUUUUCUCUGGAAAAGCCUGGGACUCUAAAGAUACAUAAUGGCAUUUCGAUGCCAAAGCAGGCCACUUUCUAUUAGACCAGUCGGCCAUUCUGAUGGUGUUUCUCCACUUUUGUACAUGCCCUUUCUGAGGCCUCUCCUGGCCCAGCUGCCUGACUUUGGCAUUCAAGCACCACGUGUCCAGCACAACGCAAGAUUCACAUUAUCAUCCGACAGACUGCUAUGCUGGCACUCGGCCCCUGACCUAGACUCUAGUCCUGGGCACUGCCUGUGUAACACUUAGGUAGUCAUUCCCAGGCCUGGCUGUAUGAGGAGGGCUUGGACUAAAUUAAAGUCCGUCAGGUUAUCCGACUGUA
Molecule: messenger RNA, 4265 nt
Organism: Tupaia belangeri chinensis (Chinese tree shrew)
Lineage: Eukaryota; Metazoa; Chordata; Mammalia; Scandentia; Tupaiidae
Gene: FSD2
Product: fibronectin type III and SPRY domain containing 2
Molecular function (GO): protein binding
Source: RefSeq, a predicted model, not a curated record